AUGCCCAGCCUUCCUCUGCUGCUGCUGCUACUCUGGGGCGUGGGGUCUCACGGCUUCCCAGCAGUGCCUUCAGAAACAGAAGAGCAAGAUGCAGAGAUUGUCCAGAAAUACCUGGAAAACUACUACAACCUGAAGAGUGAUGGCAAGCAAAUUGAAAAGAAGAGACACGGUAGCAACCCAGUGGUGGAAAAACUGAAGCAAAUGCAGGAAUUCUUUGGGCUGAAAGUGUCUGGGAAGCCAGAUGCUGAAACCCUGAAGGUGAUGAAGCAGCCCAGAUGUGGGGUGCCCGAUGUGGCUCAGUUUGCCAUCACUGAAGGGAACCCUCGAUGGAAGAACACACACCUGACCUACAGGAUUGAAAAUUACACACCAGAUUUAUCAAGAGCAGAUGUGGACCAGGCCAUCGAAAAAGCCUUUCAACUCUGGAGUAAUGUCUCACCCCUGACCUUCAGCAAGGUCUUUGAGGGUCAAGCGGACAUAAUGAUAUCCUUUGUCAGGGGAGAUCACGGUGACAAUUCUCCCUUUGAUGGACCUGGAGGAAACCUUGCUCAUGCUUUUCAACCAGGCCCAGGUCUUGGAGGGGAUGCUCAUUUUGAUGACGAUGAAACGUGGACCAGCAAUUUCAGAAAUUACAACCUGUAUCGCGUUGCGGCUCAUGAAUUGGGCCAUUCCCUUGGACUCGCUCAUUCUACUGAUAUUGGGGCUUUGAUGUACCCCAGCUACACCUUCAGUGGUGAUGUUCAGCUAGCUCAGGAUGACAUCAAUGGCAUCCAGGCCAUAUAUGGACCUUCCCAAAAUCCCAUCCAGCCAACUGGCCCACAGACCCCACAGGUGUGUGAUAAUAAGCUGACCUUUGAUGCUAUAACUACAAUUCGGGGAGAAGUGAUGUUCUUUAAAGACAGGUUCUACAUGCGCACAAAUCCUUUCUACCCAGAAGUUGAGCUCAAUUUCAUUUCUCUUUUCUGGCCACAACUGCCAAAUGGACUCCAAGCUGCUUAUGAGGUUGCUGAUAGAGAUGAAGUCCGGUUUUUUAAAGGUAAUAAGUACUGGGUUGUUAAGGGUCAAGACAUGCUCUACGGAUACCCCAAGGACAUCCACAGAUCCUUUGGCUUCCCUAGAACUGUGAAGAAUAUUGAUGCUGCUGUUUCUGAGGAAGAUACUGGGAAAACAUACUUCUUUGUUGCUAACGAGUGCUGGAGGUAUGAUGAAUAUAAACGAUCCAUGGAUGCAGGUUAUCCCAAAAUGAUAGCAGAUGAAUUUCCUGGAAUUGGUGACAAAGUUGAUGCUGUUUUCCAGAAACAUGGAUUUUUUUAUUUCUUUCACGGAACGAGGCAAUACAAAUUUGAUCCUAAAACUAAGAGAAUUUUGACUCUCCAGAAAGCUAAUAGCUGGUUCAACUGCAGAAAAAAUUGA
Molecule: messenger RNA, 1413 nt
Organism: Diceros bicornis minor
Lineage: Eukaryota; Metazoa; Chordata; Mammalia; Perissodactyla; Rhinocerotidae
Product: interstitial collagenase
Exons: 10
Coding region: 1-1413 (470 amino acids)
Biological process (GO): proteolysis; extracellular matrix organization; collagen catabolic process
Cellular component (GO): extracellular matrix
Molecular function (GO): zinc ion binding; metalloendopeptidase activity
Source: RefSeq, a predicted model, not a curated record